AUAUGUUUGUUUGACAACCACCAUUACACCACAGAGGAAGGUUAGUUGGUUUUUCCUCUAGUGUUUUGUCUUAGUACUGGUUUAAUACAAACGGCGAGAAAUGUACUUUUAGUAUAUAGAACGAUACAAAUUUUGAAUCAGGUCAGUACUCUCGAUCUCAUAAGACGGUAGUAAGUUUUCAAACAAGCAGGAAUAUCUGGAGGAGUAUCAACUGAACUGAGAUCUGCUGCUGUGAAGAUGGUGUUUGUUAAAGAGGAGAGUGAGGAGGACAUGAGUGAACCAGAACCCUGGAGAAUAAAACACGAGGAACAAGGAGUCCUGGUGAAAGUGAAAGAGGAAAGAGAAGAUCUGAAUGAACUGGAAGAGAAACAUCAGUAUCAGAAAGCUUGUGAUGUCACCACUGGAGAAAAACCAUUGAAUUCCUUCAAAACGGAAAACAGCAGCAUUCAAAUAACAGAAGUCAAAGGGCCUUUCAUCUGCUCUCAGUGUGGAAACACUUUCAAACAGAAAAGAAGCCUUAUGAAUCACAUGUUAAUUCAUAGUGGGAAAAAACCUUUCACCUGUUCUCAGUGUGGAAACACUUUCAAACAGAAAAGAAGCCUUAACAAUCACAUGUUAGUUCAUGCUGGAGUAAAGCCUUUCUCCUGCCCUCAUUGUGGAAAGUGUUUUACACAGAAAAGACAACUUAAUGAGCAUUUGCCAAUUCACACUUCAGAAAAGCCUUUCAAAUGCUCUCAGUGUGGAAACUCUUUCACACGUAAAGAAAAUCUUAAGAAACACAUGUUGAUUCAUGCUGGAAUAAAGCCUUUCAUCUGUCCGCAGUGUGGUAAGGGUUUCACACAGAAACCACACCUUAAUGAUCAUAUGGUUACUCACACUUCAGAAAAGCCUUGUACCUGCCCUCAGUGUGGAAAGUCUUUCACUCGUAAAGGAUACCUUAAGACUCACAUGUUAAUACAUACUAGAAAAAAGCCUUUUAUCUGCUCUCUGUGUGGAAACUCUUUCAUAUGUAAAGGAAUCCUGAAGAAGCACAUGUUAAUUCAUGCUGGAAUAAAGCCUUUCACCUGCUCCCAGUGUGGAAAGAGUUUUACUCAGAGAAAACAACUUAAUGAGCAUGUGCUAUUUCACAGUGAAACACUUGUUUUGCCAUCAUUACUGAAGAACCACCAGAACGUUCAUAAAACUGAGAAGCCGUAUGCUUUCUAGGAGAUUUCUAAGGGUUGACUCUUUAAAAAGGCACCAGAACAUAAUACAUGAGAGCAUGAAAAACUUGUGUGCUUUGUAGGGAUGGACAUUGCUAAGGUUUUACUGCUGUUACUGAUACUGCUCGGUCGAUCUAUUACUUUAACAGUAUUCUUAUUGGUUAUUUUUGUUAUAUAAAAACAAAAUCGAAUCCUUAAUUCUUAAAUUCGAUAUUUUCUCUCUCUCUCAAAACUAUAAAAUAUGUUCAUUUGUUGUCAUUUUGUGGCAAUUUUCUGUUCACUAUACAUGACUUAAUAAAAGAACUGUGAGAACUGUGAGAUUUAUGCUCAAAUGUAACACAUUCCUACACAAAUAAAUGUAAUGCACAAAAAUUAUUCAAAACUUGAGAUGUAGGCAAUCCAGCAAUGAUUAUGUCAGAGAUCAAAUUUGAAUAAGGAAUAACAA
Messenger RNA from Megalobrama amblycephala (Wuchang bream), 1647 nucleotides. RefSeq names its product gastrula zinc finger protein XlCGF8.2DB-like. Lineage: Eukaryota; Metazoa; Chordata; Actinopteri; Cypriniformes; Xenocyprididae. The record is from RefSeq and is a predicted model, not a curated record. The coding region runs from base 238 to 1206 and encodes 322 amino acids. The transcript has 2 exons.